GGCAUUUGAAAAAGCGCAGGAGCCACUUAGGUCUAAACUUAAAACGUACAGGCUUAUUACUGUAAUCUUUACUAAUCAGCCUUUUUCUGGGAGCUUCACGGACAUUCCUUUAAAUUGUUUACUUAUAUGUAAACAAAAUUUUCAAGAUUAUUUUGGACAUGUAUUUGCUUACCGUGCUGCAUUUGCAAUGACAAGGGAUAACAACCCUAAUGUUCUUAAUCCUGAUCGUUUAUGUACGACGCUUAAACUUCCUAAACUACUCUCCAGUGAAAUUAGUCGAAAAAGGCCUUUUAGAACCGUUAAGAUGAUGAUAUUUUUUCCUUAUGGAAAUGAUGUAAGAGAUUUAGAUUCAUCAAAGAAGCUGCGUAUUGAUCCUGAAUGUCAAAGGAUGAGUAAUGUUAAAUUAAAUAACACAGAUAAGGAAAAUUUUGUGGUUUCAAUGAUUCAAUUAAACAUCAAAAGAA
Racocetra persica is the source of this 464-nucleotide messenger RNA. The record is from the annotation of a GenBank genome assembly. NCBI's taxonomy places the organism in Eukaryota, Fungi, Glomeromycota, Glomeromycetes, Diversisporales, Gigasporaceae.